AUGUCUUUCUGUCCAACAGCAGGAGUGCUGGUCUCGAGCCUCAAAGACAACUUGGAGCAGGAUGGCUUUUCCAAGAACCCGUUCUUUCAUGGGAUCAUCGCUGAGGUGCCAGAACAGCACAAAACCAAAGAAGGGCACACAAAGGUUGGCUAUGCACUUUACUUCUAUUCCUACAGCUCGUUUGUAGGCAGAGCCAUUUAUAUGGAGGACCUGUAUGUGAUGCCUGAGUUCAGAGGGAAAGGUGUUGGUAAAGCACUAAUGAGCAAGGUGGCACAGCUGGCUCUGGCUGCUGGUUGCCACCAGCUCAACUUCACUAUCCUGAACUGGAACAAACCAUCGAUGGACUUUUACCUCAGCCAGGGCUGCUUCGAUAUCACUGCUACCAUGGGCUACCACUGCAUGCGCUGCGAGGGGGAGGCGCUGAAGCACCUGGCUCAAUUUUAACCCAUCCGUUAUGACCUUGUGACCCUUGCAGCCAUGAGGUCCGCCCACACACUGCAGGAAUGGAGCACCACUCAGUGGCUCUUUGCAAAACCUAACAACUUGAAGCGCCUACCUCAGCGUUACAAGGAUAACUGUCUGAAGGUCUGUGCAUAUAAGCUAAGAGUGCAGCACGCCUUUUAAAAUGAAUAUAGC
Neolamprologus brichardi is the source of this 636-nucleotide messenger RNA. The record is from RefSeq and is a predicted model, not a curated record. NCBI's taxonomy places the organism in Eukaryota, Metazoa, Chordata, Actinopteri, Cichliformes, Cichlidae.